AUGACCCAAGCAGGUACCACAGCGCUGGCCGCAGCCAUGAUGGGGGCUGGCUACCUUUGUGCGCUCUGCGCCACACCCCCGAACCCAUCCCCCGACCGCAAAGACAGACACCAAACGGAUCGAAUCAGCUUCAUCGCCGGCUCGGGGGCAACAAUCGUUCGUCGCAUCGCCGUUACCGCCAUAACAUACCAUGCCAUCCUCACAGUGCUACCGGUCUAUGCGCCCCAGCGCAUUCCACAGAUGUGCCCCCGACCGCAUAAUCUCAACCCAGAGCUGUUCUCAUGGAGCGUUCCCGCGGUCGCGGGUAUCAUCCUGAUAUGCCUCGGUGCUUACGUUCGUCUCGCCGCAUAUGGCAGACUUAGUCGCAAUUUCACCUUUCACCUUGCGGCACCGGAUCAGUUGGUCACGUCGGGUGUCUACGGCUGGGUGCAGCAUCCGAGCUACACGGGGCUGGUGCUGAUUGGGUUUGGUGUUGCGUCGCUGUUUUGCCGAUGGGAUGGUGUGCCUGCGUGUUGGAUCUCAGAGACCACGCUGGCUCGAUGGUCUGGUUGGGGGAUGGGGAUGCUGGGAGCUUAUAUCUCGGUUGCACUUUGUGUGCUGUUUACGAGGGUGAAGGAUGAGGAGGAGAUGCUUAAGGGGAAGUUUGGCAAGGAGUGGGAAGAGUGGCAUCGAUCGACGAAACGGUUUAUUCCGGGAAUUCUGUGA
Molecule: messenger RNA, 705 nt
Organism: Penicillium daleae
Lineage: Eukaryota; Fungi; Ascomycota; Eurotiomycetes; Eurotiales; Aspergillaceae
Product: methyltransferase family protein
Exons: 1
Coding region: 1-705 (234 amino acids)
Biological process (GO): C-terminal protein methylation
Cellular component (GO): membrane; endoplasmic reticulum
Molecular function (GO): protein C-terminal S-isoprenylcysteine carboxyl O-methyltransferase activity
Source: RefSeq, a predicted model, not a curated record